CUUUUGACCACAAACAAUCGUCUCAGCUGAGAAGGAAGGGUGACUGACUUGUAGUUUCUGUUGUUCUCCCUUGUGUUGUGUGAUAUAUUUCUGAAUACGAAAUUCCGAGAAGCUUUGAAUACAGUACAGUAAUAUUACGGUUUUCCUAUAGAACUAUCAACCAUGAGUGAAUUGAGUCAAGAAGAGAUCCGGAGACGUCGUCUCGCGCGACUAGCAGCCCUCGGGGGCCCUGGGGCCGCGCCCGCAGCCCCCGCGACCCCCGGGGCGGCCUCCAUGCCCUCGCUGGACCCCGCCGCGCCAGCGCCCCGCCUGCCCGCGACCCCCGCGCCCGCCUCCGACCCUACCACCCCCACAGAUGCCACCAAUGCCAAUAAAGAACCAAAGUAUUCUGAUGAUGUCAAUAAAAGUGAUGUUUCAAAUCAAAACAAAAUACCCUCAGAUGGUAUCAUUGUAACGGAAAAGUCAGAAAAAAAUCUUUUGGAUGAGAUGCCAGACACCAAAAUGACUGAUCUGUCUCAAACAAGACAGUACAACAGUUUUGACUCCAUGGGUGAAGAUACACUGCUGACCUGUGGCUCAGGGAGGGUAGGAAAUAUCUUACAGUCUAAUGUUGGAGGCACAGAUGAGUCAGCGCGUGGAGACAGCACAUCCAGGUCCAUGUCACCACAGUUUGUGGAGCCGUCCCCGGUGCGGCCGCGGCCUAACACUGCCUCCCCCAGCUGCUCACGACGGUCACUCUCAAUGGAGGUAGAUGACUCUUCUGAAAGAAAUUCCCAAUCAGAGCAACAGCUAGAACCAAUGGAGGUGGAAGACAAUGAUUCUACAUCUUCACCAGCCCGAAGUACCUCACGUUCACGAACAGUGAGCUGCUCGGAGCUGACAGAGGAGCAACUAAGACAAAUCACAGCCAAAAUACUACAAGUGUCAUGGUCAGAGGAUAGUGCUGGAGGAAUUUUUGUUCCAUCAGUGGCUGCAUCUUUGCUGGACAACCCUAAGCUGACUCUUGAUGAGUUAUCAUCUGAAGCCAUUAUGGAUGUCAUCACUCAGAUAGCUGAUGGGGCUGACCCACUGAACCAGAAGCUCCUAGCAGUAUCUGAGACUUCCAAGAGACUAAGUGAAGACUGUGGAGAUGACACACUAACAAGUGGGCCGCUCGGCUCUGAGACAGAUGUUGACAAAUCAGACUGCCCUACACCGUCACUGCCAAUUCCCAAAACCAUACCCACACAGGGUCUAGCUGUUAGUUACUUAUUUAAAUUCUACAAUAACAUUAACCUUUAUGAAAGAGAACAUCCAAAGAAGAGUUCAGAGCCACCCCUGAGUGAUCUGUUGCAAAACCUUAGAACUUUAAUAGUGAAUAACUUGGUGCUCGUGCUGCAAGGAGUGUUUGAGCUGGAGAAGUGCAAGAAGUCGGCACUGCUGCCCUAUGUACUCAUCGGGAACUCACCACUGGGGAUCAUACCUGAGUUGCUGCUGGCUACUUACUUGGACAAAGAAGUGUUUGAGCAAGUAUUCACGCCGCUACUGCUCGGCAUCCGCGAGGAGAUGCGCCGCUGCGUGGCGCCGGGCUGCGGGCGCGGGCACGGGGCGGCGCUGCGGGCGCUGCGCUCGCUGUGCGACAUGCGAGCCGGCCCGCGCCACGCCGCGCGCCCGGUCUGUUCCCUGCUGGCCCGCAUGCCUGCGCUGUGUCCCGCCGCCAUUACUACCGCGCCGGGGCGCGAGCUGGCUAGGACCUCCUUUUUGGGGCCGUUCUUUGCGAUAUCGCUAUUCGCGGAAGAGAACCCUCGCUUGGCCGAGCGACUCUUCACGUCGGGCUGCGGCCGCCACGGCGACCGAAGCCUGGCCUUCGCCUUACAACGCGAGGUGGAAGCCAGUCGCAACACGCUGCACAACAUCUGCCACAACAUCCUGCUCUGUCCCGACGCACGGGAGCCAUUCCUCAACUACUUCGCGGCUCUCCUGCAGAGGAAUGAAAGACGCGCGCAGUUGCAGACCGAUGAGAGAUCGCUGGCAGGCGACGGCUUCAUGCUGAACGUGUGUUCAGUGCUGCAGCUGCUAUCGGUGCGCAUCAAGCUGGACCGAGUCCACCCGCUCUACGCCUUCCGAGCCGACUCGUGGGCCAACAUCAAGGAUGACACCCGUCUCUACUUCACUACGCAGGAGGCCGCUGAUUGGUUGGAGGCCUUGAACAAGGAGCCGGGUCACAAGUGGCCCGAGGCGAAGUUCCAGACGGUGUGCUGGUUCCUCACGCUGCACGCGCACCACGUGGCGCUCAUCCCCGCGCUGCACACGCACCAGCGACGCAUCAGAGCAUUCCGCGACCUGCAGAAGGUGAUCGAGGACCUGGUGGCGAGCGAGCCGCAGUGGCGCAGCAGCGGCGCCGCCGCGCGCAACCGCGAGCUGCUGGCGCGCUGGCGCCGGCAGAUCGAGCGCCUGCACCGCUCAAAGCAAUGCGCGGAAACAGCGCUCCUAGACAACGAACUCAUGCGCCGCAGCCUGCAGUUCUAUGGCUCCGCGUGUGCGCUGCUGACUCAGCAGCUGCAGGCGGCGCAGCGCGGGGGCGGGCUGCUCGCCGCCGCGUUUAAAGCACUGCCCGAGUGGUAUGUGGAGGAUAUUGCCGAGUUCCUGCUGUUUGCUGUGCAAUACGCGUCCCCAGUCGUAGUAGAGUACAUCGAGGACUCCCACAUCACGUGGCUGCUAUCCGCCGUGUGCAGCUCGCAGCUCGUCAAGAACCCGUACCUCGUGGCCAAGAUCGUGGAGGUGCUGUUCGUCAUCGACCUGUCCGUGCCGCUGAAACUCAACAAUAUUUAUGAGAAAUUCAUGGACCACCCGCUCUCCCAGACGGCUCUUCCCAGCGCUCUCAUGAAGUUCUACACAGACAUCGAGACCACGGGGCAGAGCACCGAGUUCUACGACAAGUUCACCAUCCGCUUCCACAUCAGCAUCAUACUGAAGGGCAUGUGGGAACGCCCUAUACAUAAACAGGCCAUCGUGAAAGAAUCUCGCUCGGGGCGGCAGUUUGUCAAAUUCAUCAACAUGUUGAUGAACGACACAACUUUCCUAUUGGACGAGUGUCUUACGUAUCUGAAGCGCAUCCACGAAGCUCAAGAGCUGAGCCCGGGCACGUCCGACCCGCGCGCGCGCUCGCUCGCCCAGGAUGAGAGGCAGUGCCGCUCCUAUCUCACUCUUGCACGGGAAACAGUAGACAUGCUGGAGUACCUGACGGUGGAGAUCCAGGAGCCGUUCCUGCGGCCGGAGCUGGCGGACCGGCUCGCCUCCAUGCUCAACUUCAACCUGCAGCAGCUGUGCGGGCCCAAGUGCAACAACCUCAAGGUCCGUCGCCCGGAGAAGUACGGGUGGGAGCCGCGGCGGCUGCUGUCCCAGCUGGUCAACAUCUAUCUGCACCUCGACUCGCCGCCCUUCCACGCCGCGCUCGCUGCUGACGAGAGAUCGUUCCGCAAGGAGUUGUUCGAGGACGCGGCGAUGCGGCUCGCGAAGGCGUGCAUCAAGACGCCCUCCGAGAUCGAGCGCUUCAAGGCACUCGCAGAGAGCGCUUACCAGAUUGCCGUGUCGAACCAGCAGCAGAGCGACGAGUACGCGGACGCGCCCGAGGAGUUCCGCGACCCGCUCAUGGACACGCUCAUGACCGACCCCGUGCUGCUGCCCUCCGGCAAGAUAAUGGAUAGAUCCGUGAUUCUGCGGCACCUGCUCAACAGCAGCACCGACCCCUUCAACAGACAGCCGCUGACAGAGGAUCAACUACGUCCAGCAAGCGACCUCAAAGAGCGUAUUAUUCAAUGGCAGCGUGAGAAAGCGUCCACGUCGCAGGCGCCCUAAACGCCAACACUGAAGUCUGAUGUAUAUAACCCAAUAUAAUAAAGACUACUGGAUGUCCAGUACCAUAGACGGACUAUUGUCCACGUGCAUGAAUGUGAGAUUAUUUUAAGUAUCAAGCCAUAGGACACUUGUUUAUCGGUGUGGGAUCUGCAACAGCAACUUUACACAUCGUGAGCAAGCGUCCACACGGCUACACCAGAGGCAAGAUUGGAUUUGUGCAUUUUAUAGGAAAUCUGAAAACGUGUGCAAGUUACUACAAUAUGUUUAGGUCGGCUCUCAUUAGUGUAACUAAUGACUUUUUAAGUCUGUAUAAUAUGUAUGGAAUGUUCAUUCAUAAGACUUUAUUUUUUGUGCAAAAGAAACGAUAGAGAUGAUUUGAUUUAUACAAUUUAUGGAUUUUAUAUUUGCCUAGUGAUAUGUUUCAAUAUUCUUUGUAUAUUAUAAUUAUAAAUCAUACUUACUAUUAUCUCGUACAUAUAUUGUGAUUUAGUUCCUCCUGUUUCAUACCUUAGAUUAGUUAACAUGGGAAACGGAGAACGAAAUUUCGUAGUAUAGAACAUUCAGGAUCAUCAUUGUCUUAGAUAAUAUUUAUCAGGAAAACAUAUAUCUUACAUAAUUAAACCUACCUGCACAUAAAAAGCUUCUUCUUGAGAUGAUCCAAUUCGUGCAAUAGCACCAUAAUUUUUUGCAGGCAUUUCAAAUAUACUUACUCAUUUACAAGGUCUCAGAAACUUGUAAAAAAAUUGACGUGUAUUUAAUAUAUGUAUUACCAAGACGCGCAUAAAGCUCUCCCUAUGUUCAACAUCAAUAAAUAUAAUAUAAAUAA
This is a messenger RNA of Plutella xylostella (diamondback moth), 4663 nucleotides long. It is a transcript of the gene Ube4B, whose product is annotated as Ubiquitination factor E4B. Gene Ontology annotation, molecular function: ubiquitin-ubiquitin ligase activity. Gene Ontology annotation, cellular component: ubiquitin ligase complex; cytoplasm; nucleus. Lineage: Eukaryota; Metazoa; Arthropoda; Insecta; Lepidoptera; Plutellidae. The record is from RefSeq and is a predicted model, not a curated record. Gene Ontology annotation, biological process: ERAD pathway; protein polyubiquitination; ubiquitin-dependent protein catabolic process.